GUAUUUAACCUUGCGGUUACACUGUUAACGACACAAAAUAAUAAAAAGCCCGAAGUUUCGGGUCUAAUUGGACCAACAGAAGCGAAUAGAAAACAAUUCAAAAACAGUUUGUGGAGACAAAUACAGAUACACACAGUCACGAAGAGCAAACACAUACAUACACACAUAUUUGGCAGCUAAAGCGAAGUGAAAAUGCAUCUGCAAGAAACAAAUGGCAAUAUUUGCGAGCAGAUAUGAAAGAAAACUACCUAUUGAUGACACUGAGGCCAUAAGCUGCGAGAUCGCAACCGUCGAGGAGGUCGACGGACAUACGGAGUAUUUGCUGCGUGUGCAGAGGGGAAAUAGCUGCUGGAAUGUUCUACAUCGAUACAAUGACUUUAAUAAGCUGCAUCAAAGUCUUCGUAUCUCUGGCAUCGAUCUGCCGUUGCCUGGCAAGCGCAUCUUUGGUAAUAUGCGACCGGACUUCAUAGCUGAACGGAAAGAAGCACUGCAAGUUUACAUAAACACAAUACUAAUGAAUCCCAUUUUGGCAUCAUCGCUGCCAGCCAAGCGUUUCGUUGAUCCCGAAAGCUACUCUCAGUCAUUCCACGAUCAUGCAUUACAGAAUGCGCUGCUAUGUCUGCGCAAUGAUACGGUUUGGGCUUUGGGCGCCACAAUGGGCGCCAUAGGCUGGCGACUGCGUAAGCAUUACUUUAAGGUGACCACGAAGCCGCCAGAGAAGAGCAGCAACAAGUUGGUGAAGAGCGGUUCGCAGACGCAGCAAAGCAAACACUUUGCCUCGGGCAGCAAUGGAGGUAGUCACUCCAUCUCCAUUGAUGCGGGCAGUGUGGAUCCCAAUGCGGAAAUGGUCGCUGAAUGGCUGGAAUACGGUCCCGACAAGUAUGUGGAGGAAAAGGAGAUGAAUGGUGUACUGAAGAGUUUGAUGGGCUUGCAGCAUCCGCACAUUGAAUCCAUUGUGCUCGCUGCCAACACGGAAAAUGGUUGCCUCUUUAUCAGAAAAUUCCAUAAGCAUGGUACUCUCAAGGAUGUGCUUUGCAUGGCCACGCCAAAGAAUCCAUUCCUGAGCAAAUACGGCAAUCCCAAAGGACGCACUGCACUCUCCAUGAAACAAGUGGCCACCUACGGUAAACAGAUAUUAGAUGCUUUGAUCUUCUUGCACUCAAAAGGCUAUGCUUAUGGUCACUUGCAUUCAGGCAACAUUGUUAUUGUGGAUGAUUGUGUUAAGCUGUUGGAUGUCGAGAAUCAUCUGCUGGGUGUGCCUGCUUUUUAUCGACCAUUCUUUGUGCAACACAGCAAGAUUCAUGCCAUCGAGACAAUCGAUGUCUAUUGUUUUGGUCAUGUGCUCUUCGAAAUGGCCAUGGGGUAUCCGCUGCAGGAGUCGGUUGUGCGGCAGAUCACGGAGUGUCCCGAGGCAUUAAAAUCACUAUUGGAGAGCAUACUGUCGAAGGAAGCCUGCAAGGCUGGUCUGCCCACAUUGGAUCAAUUGAUGGGUCACAGGUUUUUCACGCAGUAUGCAACCGAGAGUGCAUCCUCCGCAGAAAAGCCGCACUUUAAGCUUUCGUUGAAUGCCAAGGAACUGCUUCGUCAGGCUGCUGUGAAGAGCGAGAAUCGUUUGCGCGACGAACAAAAGUCGGUGAAGAACCAAAAGCGCAUUGUACGCGUCCAGGAGCUCAUGAGUUCCGAGGAGGAGAAGCGCAAAUCAAAGCAAAAAGCAAAAUUAGAGCACAAACAGUCGAAGCUAAAGCAACAGGGGUCACUUCAAGCAAGCAAUGGACGCUUGUCGCUGGUCGCUGCGACUGCUGUUGCCUCAACAAGCGCAGCUGCUGUUGGCGGCAGCGGUGGCGGGGGCGUGGGGCUAAGCACAGCAGACUCAUUCAAUCGCUCCGACAGCACACCCGAAGAACCACCCAUACUGGCUGGCCACAAAACGCACACAACUAUUGGAGGUCAGACAGCGCGCCAGGAGUUGCCCAGCAGCAGCAGCGGUGCUGUGGGAGCGUCCGUGGAGAGGCAAACAUCGACACCGAAUAUGGCAUCGGAGGACGCGGAAGCUGGCGAGGAUGAUGAACCCACACGCUCUGCGCUGCUCGAGUCAAUUUGCAAGUUUAACCGCGGCUCGCUGCGCAAAGUGCGAUCCAACGAUUAGGAUGCGAGUGUAGAUGGAGGGGAGGGAUGUUAGAUGUGUCAUGAAUUUUUCAUUAAAUACAUUUUGGACCAAAUGUGGCGUUAUGAAAUAACGGUUCCAUUAAAUUAAAACAAAACCAAAAAUAGCGAACAAAAGACGUUGAAAGGGACGCCUAAAUCGGCUGCAGAAGAAAUCAAUUGAAUAACCAGCAAAUAGAUAAUUACAAAAACAAAACAAAAAAACACUUUGGUAAAACGAAUGCAUCUA
Messenger RNA from Drosophila sulfurigaster albostrigata, 2392 nucleotides. RefSeq names its product PX domain-containing protein kinase-like protein. NCBI's taxonomy places the organism in Eukaryota, Metazoa, Arthropoda, Insecta, Diptera, Drosophilidae. Bases 212 to 2146 code for a protein of 644 amino acids. Gene Ontology annotation, molecular function: protein kinase activity; phosphatidylinositol binding; ATP binding. Gene Ontology annotation, cellular component: late endosome; early endosome; extrinsic component of endosome membrane. The transcript has 10 exons. The record is from RefSeq and is a predicted model, not a curated record. Gene Ontology annotation, biological process: protein phosphorylation; early endosome to late endosome transport; endosome to lysosome transport.